This is a messenger RNA of Danio rerio (zebrafish), 3579 nucleotides long. The record is from RefSeq and is a predicted model, not a curated record. NCBI's taxonomy places the organism in Eukaryota, Metazoa, Chordata, Actinopteri, Cypriniformes, Danionidae.
AUUCAAGUUAAACUGUGCAAAACUACGGCCCUCCAGGAACUGGAUUUAAUACCUGUUACUUAUGAUUUUGAGGUCAAUAGUCACGAAUGAGAAGUUUGUAUUAGGAAAAGUUCAUAGGAGUUGAUAAAUAGCAUUGUGUAACAAUUCCAACUGUCAAUGGCUCAUUAAUUAACUCAUUAAUUAAUAGAAUAGAUCACACACUAUUACAUGUUAGGAUUUGGUGGAAAAAUAAAUACCCAACAUAAAUAAUUUAGUGAAAAUUAAUUUUGAUUCCUAUACUUUUUUCUUUAUUGUUGACCAUUGCGGCAUUGGCACUAAAUGUUUACUGCUAGUUGUUUUACUUUGCAUUAUAUAUUUCACAAUGAUGCAACUAAAAUGAUGAUCUGCCUACUCUAAGUUUGCUUGUAUUUAAAAACAGACAAAACUGGGCAUUUAUACAGGGCAGUCAUAUUAAAAUAAUAAUUAUUAAAAAGUUACAGUUCUCUCAUGACCAGUGCCUUUUGCUUUUAUUUUAUUUAAUUUUUUUGUUUAUCACAAAGCAGAAUGCAUGUUUUCCAAUUUAAUGAAAUUACAUUAUUUUUCAGAUGAGGAUGAAUAUCUCUGUACUGUUGGUGCUUCUGCCAGUUGGGAUUGUUGGAGCUGAUUCAUAUGGAGUUUCAGUGAUGGAGGGAGAUCCAGUCACUCUACCCACCAAUGUUACAAAAACCCAACAGGAAGAUGUUAAAUAUUAUUUCAACAACACUCUUAUCGCUCAACUCACUGGAGAUCUCAGUUUUGCUUGCACUGAUGUGCAGUGUAAUAAAGUGAAUGAGAGAUUCAGAGGCCGACUGAAGCUAGACUAUGAAACUGGAACUCUGACCAUCAUGAACACCACAAGCACAGACUCUGGAGAUUAUCAUCAAGAGAUCAUCGGCAGCGGCACCAUCCAUGAAAAUAUCUUCAAUGUUUCUGUCCAUAAUGUUUCUGCUACUAAAAGAGAUGUAGUCAAGAAAAUGUCAGAGAAGGAGGGAGAAUCUGUCACUUCAGAUUCUGUUUCAGUUCUGUCUUUAGGUGCUGUAGCCGGAAUGUCUUGUUGUUAUUGCUGCUGUUGCUGGUGGGAUUUACUAUCACAGACAUCAGCAGAGUGUAGAGCUCUCUACGUUUACCCACUUUUGAUGACUUCUACUGCUGAAAAACCUGGAAAUUGUUCAUUUCCGAAGUUCAAGGCUUUUUCGAGGUUCAAGGUACUGGAAAUCCACUCAGGGGGCUGGCUGGCUGCACAAUAUCAUCUAGCUUUUCUGGUCAAAAUGAACAUCAAAGUGCUAAUCAUUCUAUCAGUUGGGUUUUUUGGAGCUGGUUCAGAUAGAGCUUCUGUGUCCGUGAUAGAGGGGGAUUCAGUUACCCUACCCACUGAUGUUAUAAUGAUCCAGGAGCAAGAUUUUAAAUGGUAUUUCAAUGACACUCGCAUAGCUCAAAUGAAUGGGGAUCGCAGUUACUCCUGUACAGAUGUUCACUGUAAUGAAGGUACUGAGAGAUUCAGAGGCAGACUGACGCUGGAUCAUCAGACUGGAUCUCUGACCAUCAUCAACACCACAACCACAGACUCUGGAAAUUAUUCACUAGACGUUUUCAGCCAAGGAAAUCACAAUGUAAAAACUUUCAGUGUGUCUGUCUAUGGGGUCUCUGCUGCGCUAAUAGCUGAAGUGAGGAGAAUUUCAGUGGAAGAGGGAAAAUCUGUAAAUUUGGAUUCCGGUGUUGCAAGAAAACCAAAUAAUGACCUGACGACCUGGCAUUUUAAUGACAUCCUCAUUGCUGAGGUCACUGGAGAACAGAGUAGGAUUUGUACAAAUGACCAGUGCAUGAAGCUAUUUAAGGACAGACUGAAGCUGGACAAUCACACUGGAUCUCUGACCAUCACGUACAUCACAACUGAACAGGCUGGACUAUACAAGCUUUUCAUGGUCAGCAGCGGAUCCAGCAUUCGACGCCGCCGUCGUGAAAACAGCAAGCCCAUCGUAAAAAACUUCCGCGUUGAUGUCACUAAAUCAGGUCUGUCUCCUGCCCUUAUCCCAAUAUGUGUUGCUGUUGCUCUUCUCAUUGUUGCCAUUUUUGCUGGAUGGAUUUGCUAUCAAAAGAACCAACAAGGUGAUAACAACCGCAGAAGGCAGAACACAGAGGAGCAACGUCAGGAGAUAGCGUUGAUGACCCCUCCAGAUACUGCUGCAAACGGGACUUCACAGUCGCAAUCGUAAAGCGAGGUAGCAGAUGAAGACCUGUUAAACAUUAAAGGACUGAAUGAAGUUUAGGACUGAGAUGAAGAGACCAACACCACUACCAGUAAUAGGCAGUACCAUAAGCAAAUGUAUUUGAAAUGCUUAUUUAACCUUUGGUGUUCAUUGUGAAUCACUUUUUUAUUCAGGACCUCAUUCAGGGAUAUAAUUCUAGCUUUUUCCUCAGGUCUGUUAGGUGCACUUUGUUUAAUAUAAUGCUGUGUAUUCCUAAAAUGUGUUUGCAUUACCAAGGCACAACUUAUCUGCAUGGUCAGUUAGUGUUGUCAUUUACUCAUCCCUGGCUUGCUUCAAUGGUGAAUUCAAUUAAUCUUUAUUUGUAUAGCGCUUUUACAAUGUAGAUUGUGUCAAAUCAGCUUAACACAUAAGUUAUAAGCUAGUAGAUUAAAACUUUCAGUCCACAUUUUAGAGUAGGAUUUCUGUUUAGUUCAGUUCGGUGUGGUUUAAUUUUCACUGCGGAAAGUACAAACACUUGAGAGCAAAUCCAUCAUUGUGCAGCUCCACAAGUCCCAACCAAGCAAUUUACAAGGUUACAGGUUUUCAACAUUCUUAAAGUUUUAUCUCAAUCUUAUUUUGUGUAGGGUAAGGGAAAAAAGAUUAGCUGGUUUUAAACAAGUCAAGGUGACAGAAGUAAACACCAGCUACAGCAGAACCCUACUAUUGACUGAAAUGUAAUGGAUCAGUGUCUUGAAACUAGGGCUGUGCGAUUAUGGGCAAAAUAAAUCAAUUACGCUAUUCUUGAAAAAAUUGCGAUUUUCAAUUAAAAUUUUUGUCACACACAGACGUUUUACACUGGGAAUCUGAAACAUAUCUCCAAAGGAAAACUAUUAGAUCAUUAUAAAAGACCUGUGAAAUGUCUCUAAAUCGCACAUAAGUUAAAAAAUAAAGUAAAAAUCACCUAGUAAAGGUCGAACAAAUUGUCUCUAGAACAGACCUACAGUAUGGCAACACAAAUAAAUUGUGCGCGCACGUCAAACUCAAGUAAAGCUCCGAUGAUCUGCUUGACCACAUAUCAGAAGUAGUUGCUUUUACUUUUCUACGUAUCGCUACGUAUUGCGCUCGCAUGUUGAGAGCCACACGCUCUUGGGUAUUCCUGGCACACCUAGUUGAAAACAAACAGACAAGCUUCUUAAAUGUAACUUUUCAGAAUGCCGCACCGCAAAUCACGUACCCAAAACUGACUGAUAAGCUUCAUACGUUGUAUAAAAUAUGCACAUUUUCAUUCAUUCAUUUUCUUUUUGUCUUAGUCCCUUUAUUAAUCCAGGGUUGCAAACUCCACACAGAAACGCCAACUGACUCAGCCGAGGCUCGA